CCAAGGUCACGCGCAAAGAGAUUGGUAGGAUCUACAAGGCGCUGGAGAAGUUCUUCACCGCCCAGAAUCUGGAGAGAAUUAAUAACGUUGUGCAGAAUGGAGGUAAGUAUUCAAGACUGCAGAUGUUCAUCUUUUCAUUUGCGGGCAUGUAUUAAACAUGGCUUUCUCAUCUGUAAAGGUGUUCCGGACCCGAACGAGACGUACACGGCGACCACCUCUACAAAGCCGAGCGAUCUGUGCAGUCGGUUUUGCAACCUGCUGGAUCUGCCGUACCAGGUCACCAACGUCUCGAUGGCGCUUUCGGAUCGCGUCACCACCAUGGGCGAUCUUGCUGGCCGAUCUCCGUUGUCGAUCGUGGCUGCGUGCAUCUACAUGGCGUCCUAUUUGAUGGGACACGGCAAGACGGCCAAGGAGAUUUCCCAGGUGGCGCACGUCAGCGAUGGCACCAUCCGUGGCGCAUACAAGCAACUCUACGCUGAGAGAGAGCGUUUGAUCGAUCCGAACUGGAUCAAGGAUGGGAAAGGCGACAUGGCCAACCUGCCUGCUAGUUGA
Molecule: messenger RNA, 552 nt
Organism: Rasamsonia emersonii CBS 393.64
Lineage: Eukaryota; Fungi; Ascomycota; Eurotiomycetes; Eurotiales; Trichocomaceae
Product: Transcription initiation protein
Exons: 1
Biological process (GO): transcription initiation at RNA polymerase II promoter; transcription preinitiation complex assembly
Cellular component (GO): transcription preinitiation complex; nucleus
Molecular function (GO): RNA polymerase II general transcription initiation factor activity; TBP-class protein binding
Source: RefSeq, a predicted model, not a curated record